AUGCAAGGAGUGCCAUACCGAAGUGCCGUCGGAGCCUUGAUGCACCUCAUGGUAGGCACGCUUCCAGACCUCGCAGCUUCAGUGGGAGUGCUCAGCCAGUUUGCUGCUGACCCGUGUCCGACACACUGGCAAGCACUCAAGCGCGUGCUACGGUACCUGCAAGCGACUCCUACACUUGGUAUUCGUUUUAUUGGCGCUGGCAAUGGCAAGUUGCUUGGCUAUUCCGAUGCCGACUGGGCUGGAGAUAUCGAUACUAGACGAAGUACCAGCGGCUACGUAUUUGUGCUUCACAACGGCUGCAUCAGAUGGCGUAGCAAGAAACAGCGCAGUGUGGCACUCUCGUCUACCGAAGCAGAGUACAUGGCACUGUCGGAGGCGACCCAACAAGCGACGUGGCUCAAGACGUUCAUGCGUGAGCUCGGCGAAGAAGCAGGCGAUGACGCUCUCACUAUCUAUGAAGACAAUCAAGGUGCUAUUGCGUUGGCCAAGAACCCAGAGUUUCACAAACGCACCAAGCACAUCGACAAUCGCUACCACUUCGUGCGAGAAAAGGUCAAAAAGAAUCAAGUCGUGCUGCAGUACUGUCCGACGCAAGAUAUGCUCGCUGACAUCACGACCAAGGCAAUCGCAGCGCCACAGUUUACCAUCCUCUGUUCUAAACUCGGCAUCACUGUCGGUGUCGCUACCGAGUCGAGUGGGAGUGUUGUAAAAGAAGCGACUCGGCGUGCAAACGGCAACCACAAGAAUGCACGUGCAGACAAUUAG
Molecule: messenger RNA, 765 nt
Organism: Peronospora matthiolae
Lineage: Eukaryota; Oomycota; Peronosporomycetes; Peronosporales; Peronosporaceae
Source: the annotation of a GenBank genome assembly